AUGAGUCACCAGUUUAGUUCUCAGUCUGCAUUUAGCUCAAGAAGCAGGCGGGCCUAUAGCAACAGGUCCGCCUCAGGCUUUGGAGGUGGGAGUCGGACUGUGGGGUCUGUGUGUCAUGCCCGGGGGAGGUAUGGUGGUGGUGGCUAUGGAGCAGCGUUUGGUUCUAGGAGCCUCUACAAUCUGGGUGGCAGUAAAAGCAUCUUUGGAAGCCUAGUUGGAAGAAGCGCCAGUGGUUUCUGCCAGAGUCGGGGAGCAGGAGGAGGGUUUGGAGCAGGCAGAAGUUUUGUGGGGGGUGGAUUUGGAGGUGGUGGCCUCGGGGGUGGCAGAUUUGGAAGUGGCUAUGGGGGUCGUGGAUUUGGGCCUAGCAAUUUUGGGCUUGGAGGUUUUGGUCCUUCUUAUCCCCCGGGGGGCAUCCAUGAGGUGACUAUUAACCAGAGCCUGCUGGAGCCCCUUCAUCUGGAGGUGGACCCUGAAAUUCAGAGAGUUAAAACGCAGGAACGGGAACAGAUCAAGUUUCUCAACAACAAGUUUGCUGCCUUCAUUGAUAAGGUGCGCUUCCUGGAGCAGCAGAACCAGGUGCUACAAACAAAAUGGGAGCUGCUGCAGCAGGUGAACACUUCUACCCGGACCAGCAGUCUGGAGCCCCUAUUUGAGGCCUACAUCAGUGAUCUGCGGAGGGAGGUGGAUCUUCUGAACACUGAACAGAUGCGCCAAAACUCAGAGAUCAGAAGCAUACAGGAUGUUGUGGAGGACUACAAGAGCAAGUAUGAGGACGAAAUCAACAAGCGAACCAAUGCUGAGAACGACUUCGUUGUCACAAAGAAGGAUGUGGAUGCUGCUUUCAUGGGCAAAUCAGACCUGCAGUCCAAAGUGGACACGCUGCAAGGGGACAUCAACUUCCUGAAAUACCUAUUUGACAAAGAGCUGUCCCAGAUGCAGACUCACAUCAGUGACACCAACGUCAUCCUGUCCAUGGACAACAACCGCUCCCUGGACCUGGAGAGCAUCAUCGAUGCAGUGCGUUUCCAAUAUGAUUUAAUUGCACAGAAGAGCAAGGAGGAGGCUGAGGCGCUGUACCAAACCAAGUACCAGGAGCUGCAGAUCACCGCAGGGAGACAUGGGGAUGAUCUGAAGAACACCAAGAUGGAGAUUUCUGAGCUCAACCGCAACACCCAGAGGCUGCAGGCGGAGAUAGCCAGCGUCAAGAAGCAGAUUGAACAGAUGCAUGGGUCCAUUUCCGAUGCAGAGGAGAGAGGAGAGAGGGCUCUCCAGGAUGCGAAGCAGAAGCUGCAGGACCUGGAUGAGGCCUUACAGCAGUCCAAGGAGGAGCUGGCCCGUCUUCUUCGAGACUAUCAGGCAAUGCUGGGGGCCAAGUUGUCCCUGGAUGUGGAGAUUGCCACCUACUGCAAGCUGCUAGAGGGUGAGGAAAGCAGGAUGUCGGGAGAGCUGCAGAACCACGUGAGCAUCUCGGUGCAGAGCAGCCAAGUGACCGUCGGCGGCGGCGGUGGCGGUGGCUACGGCGGCGGCAGCGGCGGAGGCUCCGGAGGUUACAGCGGCGGCGGCGGUGGCUACGGGGGCGGCAGCGGCGGAGGCUCCGGAGGUUACAGCGGCGGCGGCGGCGGCUACAGCGGCGGCGGAAGUUACGGAGGGGGAGCGAGCUCCCGAGGGGGCGGCGGCGGCGGCAGCGACGGAGGAAGCAGCAGCAAAAGCAGCAGCAAGGACGGCGGCCGGAGCGGCGGGGGGCCCGGAGGGUUCAGCGGCGGGGGGGGGGGGGACGCCCCGGGGGGGGGCGGCGGAAGUUACGGAGGGGGAGCGAGCUCCCGAGGGGGCGGCGGCGGCGGCAGCUACGGAGGAAGCAGCAGCAAAAGCAGCAGCAAGUACGGCGGCCGGAGCGGCGGCGGCUCGUCGCGCACGCACUUCGUGCGGACCUCCACCCACAGCUCGCGCAGGCGCGUGGUGGAGUAGAGGCGACGCUGCACUGGCGUCUCUCCUGUCGCGUCCCCCCACGCCCUCUCGGUCCUUUUUUUCUUUGGGUCUCAGCUCGCUUCCUGGUCCCUGGGACUCUAGGUAGGGAAGCAGGGUGGAUGUAGCCGCUCUCUCUUUGGAGGGGCCUGACUUGCGGCCAGAGUUACAGUCAGACACAUCCUCACUCAGGUUCCCUCUGCUGGUCCUGCUCCUGUCCUGACUGACACUCCAGGGUCUUAUUAAGCAAUGGUGAAAACCAGCUUGAAGGACGGUCACAAGGUUGAUGCCAACUCCAUUAAGGUUCUCAAUCCCAGGCCCCCUUUCUUCCACUGGGUAGUCCAGCAAACUAUUCCCACGUCUCCCUGGGGGAGGGGGGGCUCCAAAGUCACCCCUCUGGGGAGAAGCUGAUUGCAAGGUAAGCCAGCUCGGUAAGGGGCACCUCUGCGCCAAGCCAUCGAGCCCCUUGCUCCUUAGUUUCAUAUGCUUCCUCAUCAUGAUGGCAACGGUGGGUUUGUUGUCCUGGUUAGGAGCAUGCUUGUGUGACCUAGGUGAUCUGGGUUCACAGAGGUGCUUUUGUGGGCAUGAGAACUCAAGUCCUUGGAUGGGGUGGGAGGGCAUGUGGGCAAUCCAGCUCUGUUUCUGUCCUGCCCACUUCCUGCAGCCCCGAAUCAGCCCCUUCCUGAGCUCUGCUCCAAAUGACCCAGCUGAGAAUUUCCUAAAGGCCAGGGCACCUGCAGGACAGCUCUAUUCUAUCCAGGUGCCUGGGCCCAGGGAAUGUGAGGUGUUAACUUGAAUCUGGGAGCUUUCCAAUCCUGAGCCAGUCUGAAAGCUAUCUGGGUUUAUUCAGGCAAUUUAAUGCUCUUUACCAGACCUCUUAGGUCUCUUCUACCCUCUGUGUUCUAUGGCUCUGAUCACUUUGUGAGAAUUUGACUAACAAUUUAAAUUAUAAUCUAUGAUCUUAUGUAAGAUACUUGAGAUGUGCUGAGGGGGGCAGGAAAAGGAAAAUGCCAGCCAAAGAACAGCCAUGAGAGAGGGAGUGUGGCUCUGCACCCAAGUUCUGGAGUCCCUUUCACUUGCUUGCUGAAUCCCUACAAUCUCCAGAGUCCAUGAUUCUGUAUGGAGGUUUCUCCAGGGGGGGGUCUCUUGGGGAAUGCUUGUGAUUUCAUUUCCUAGUUGGAAGCUGUACCUUAAAAGGCUUGG
Nannospalax galili (Upper Galilee mountains blind mole rat) is the source of this 3165-nucleotide messenger RNA. RefSeq names its product keratin 77 (gene Krt77). The record is from RefSeq and is a predicted model, not a curated record. NCBI's taxonomy places the organism in Eukaryota, Metazoa, Chordata, Mammalia, Rodentia, Spalacidae. Gene Ontology annotation, biological process: keratinization; intermediate filament organization. Gene Ontology annotation, cellular component: keratin filament. Gene Ontology annotation, molecular function: structural constituent of skin epidermis.